AAAUUGGAGCAACAAAUGUCAAACGCAGUUGCAUUGACUUGACGUCGUAACUGAUAUGGCAAAUUAUGUGUACUAUACAAAUUCAAAACUUUGUGUCUCGUUUAAUUAGAGUCGGUGAUACUUCAAAUGUUAUUGCUUAGUUAUUCUUAUUGAUUUUGUCUAUCAUCGAUUUGGUUUGGGUAGUGGAUACAACAUGUGUGAAGUGGCGCAUUCGUCAAAAGAUCUUACGACAGCAAAAAUAAACAUAAAUGAUGAUGGAGAUGUAUAUGAGGCAGCAGAACCAACUUUGUCGAAUAUGCCAGUAGAGAUUAUUUUAAAAAUUUGCUCAUUUCUGGAAGCAGAUGUUUUAAAGUAUACAUUGAGCAAAGUGUGUCGAAGAUUUGAAGAUAUUUUAGCGGAUGAUCAUCUUUGGAAGUAUUGGGUGCAUAGUAAAAUAAAAGGUUUCUUUCCCGUUUUACCCAAUUUAAAAAUAUGGGAGGAAACACAGAUAGAUUGGGAAGGAGUGUGUGUUGAAAUGGAUGUUGAGAGGAAAAAGUGGAGUAAUGUUAACAAUACAAUGAAACAUAUUGUUGUCAAAGAUGUGCAUUAUGCAUCUGUGGAUACUGUGUUGUUGGCCAAUAAAGGUGAAAUAUGUUUGUCAGGUGGUAGAGAUCGUGGAAUGGCUUUUUGGCAUGUGAAAGACUUGAAAGUUAAUAACAUUGAUGAUGAUACAAUUAUAAUGAGAAAUGCCAAGCCACGACACAUAAAGCACGACGCGCACGCCGGCUGGGUGUGGGAUCUUGCUGCUGAUAAUAUUGACAAUGCCUCUGUUGUGUAUUCUGCCUCCUGGGAUAACACAGUCAAAGCCUGGGACUUGACAAGUGGAUUGAAUUGUAUUGAAACUUUUAGUUGCGGGAUGUCUGCAUUGUCUUUGGUGACAGCUGAAAACACAGUGAUGGUUGGUUUAUACUCAAAGAAAAUACUAACCUUUGAUAUAAGAUCAGGAUCUCAUCCAAUAAAUGCUUACAAACCUCACAAAGGUCCAGUGUUGGCACUUAGUUCGUAUGAAAAUAUGAUCGCAUCUGUGAGUGAAGAUAAAACCUUAGCUGUCUGGGACAGAGUUGCUGGGAAAUUGAUAAAAAAUGAUAUCAAAAUACCAGCUGAUCGAUCAUACCCUGUUUGUAUUAAUUGGAAUUCACCAGCUUUGUAUAUUGGCGACUCUAAAGGAUCAUUACAUGUAUUCAAUCCAGAGGAUCAUACAUUUGUGAGGACACACGAGAUUUGGGCUGAAUCCUCAGUUAUGGAGCCAUCUAAUAAAAUAGCUGGAUGCUAUCAAAGCCAAGGAAAUAUAAUCGUUUGCUCGGACAGAGGGGAAAUUAAAUUUUUGUACAAUUGUAAUCCACCUCAAGAAUACAGCAGUGUACAAACAAGCACAAUAGAUGUUACACAGUUGCGAUAUCUAGAUGGUGUGCUGGUUAUAGGAACGUGUGAUUCCGCACUCGAGUUCUGGAUUUCAAACGAAAGAUACAACUAUGAAUAAUGGUUUUACAUAUAUUUAAAAUAGUAACAAAUAACCUAUUUAAUUUUCAAGGUUGUUGAUAUUUUUUAAUGACAAUGCAAUAACAAAGAGUGCUAGGAGAUAUUUAAUUAGACUAAAAGAUUUUAUACGUAUUUAACAAAGAAUAAAAUAAAUGACAAGUGUUUUUUAUAUUAGUGUAUGAAAUUUAUGAGUUAAUCUUUUAACAAAUACAAAAUUAUGUAUUGUAACGGAAUUUGAAAGUAUGCUUGGCCUUUUUUGUUUAGUAUGGUGUGUGUGAAAUUCCAAAUCUCAAAUAAUUCAUGUGGUUUUUUUUAUUUUUAAUUGAACCAAAAAAAUUACAGGCUAUUUGUAUAAGUAAUAAUAUUUAUUUCAUUUUAUAUAAUUCGAAUGUCAAAAUAUCCAUACUUCUUAAAAAGGAUAUUGUGUAGCUUAAUUUUUGAUAAUCGUCGACUAAAAUAUUGCCUUUUUUUAACCUUUUUAAGUUUGGUAAAAAAAUUGUAAGAUCCACUAAAUUAUUGUGAAGGGUUUUAAUCGUUAGUUAAGCUGCGUUUUUUUUAUACUAUAAAAGAUCUUUAUUACUUUACACUACAAAAAUUAUUGUUUAUAUUAAAAUGACUUGACUUUAACUGUAAUAUUCAAUUUCAGUAUAAGUAAUAUUUAAAUAUCUAAAUUGUUAGUCAUUUCCAGGAUAAUCAAUAUAAAAUAUCCAAACAUUAUUAUGAGAUUAAGGGCCUGUCCCACCAAAAUUGUAGAUUAUCCAAUAACAAUCGGACAUGUAAAAUAUGUGAUGGAAAUAUCGGAUUUUUAACCUAUCUCAGCCUCUAUCAGCCAUUAGUGGGACAGGCCCUUAAUUUUGUGUUACUAUGUAUACAUUUUGAUGAAUAUUAUUUAUUAUUUGUAAAUUGUAUGUGAUUCUGUUUAUAUGUCAGUAGUUCUUUGAAUUACAGAACCUUCCAGAAACUAGAUUAGUAGUUUCUUCUAAUAUUAGAGCACAAAAAAGAAAAAAUAUAUGUAAUGCACAUCUUUUUUACACAGAUUAUAUUAGUUUUAAUAUUUCAGGCACAUGUUUUUCUUCCCUAUGAAAUGUUACAUGUAAAUUUGUUUUGACUUUCAUAAAUUGAAAAUAUUUUACGAGCUUUCUGGCAAUUAUACAACAUUCCGUAUAAAACAUCUAAGGUUUAAUUCAAUAGAAAUGUGGAAAUAUAAAAACCUAUCUAAACAAUAUUACCAUUACUGCUGUAAUUACAGAAUUAUGAAAAAACGGUAAUUUAUAUUAUCAAUUUAAACACCAAUGUUCCAAAUCCAUAGAUAAUAUAUGAAGCUAGUGAAAUGUGUAAAUAUUUCUAUUGAAUUUGUUCCUAGGUGAAGGGUGAAAUCCGUUUGAGGUAAUAGUUUUUCAAAUAUCUUGCAAGUCGAUAAAUCAUUUAAUCCAAUUUUUGUUAUGAUAUACAAAUACAAGAUUAACUGUUUAAAAUUUAAUUUAAAUGAGAUUAAAUGUCAAUUUCAAAUAAUACCUCGUGGCAGGACUGAAUAUACUGUGAUACAGGUACAAUCAGCUAUCAAAAUUAGGAAUAAAGAUAAUUUAUGUUAAGUAAUUUGUUAUUGAUCUAAUAGUCUGGGAUGUUAUGCUUAAUAUAAAUGUAUUAAUGUAUCGUUACACUUUUGUAGCUACUUAUUUAUUCUCCUCAUUUUUGGUUAACAUGAUUUAACGUGUUUAUGUUUAAAUAAAGACUUCUUAAAAUGCUUUUAUAAA
This is a messenger RNA of Papilio polytes (common Mormon), 3272 nucleotides long. Its product is annotated as F-box/WD repeat-containing protein 9-like. Gene Ontology annotation, molecular function: ubiquitin binding. The transcript is spliced from 6 exons. Gene Ontology annotation, cellular component: nucleus; cytoplasm. Gene Ontology annotation, biological process: proteasome-mediated ubiquitin-dependent protein catabolic process; ubiquitin recycling. The record is from RefSeq and is a predicted model, not a curated record. NCBI's taxonomy places the organism in Eukaryota, Metazoa, Arthropoda, Insecta, Lepidoptera, Papilionidae. Bases 194 to 1519 code for a protein of 441 amino acids.